Molecule: messenger RNA, 1706 nt
Organism: Trichosurus vulpecula (common brushtail)
Lineage: Eukaryota; Metazoa; Chordata; Mammalia; Diprotodontia; Phalangeridae
Gene: RPP14
Product: ribonuclease P/MRP subunit p14
Exons: 6
Coding region: 162-971 (269 amino acids)
Biological process (GO): tRNA 5'-leader removal
Cellular component (GO): ribonuclease P complex
Source: RefSeq, a predicted model, not a curated record
AGCAGCGUCAGUCAGAAGGAGGGGAAUAACAAGGAAGGCUCGUAGGGGGGUCUUUCGGCUGAGCUCCUCCGUCCUUUGGGGAGAGGAGUUAAACGUGGGGACUCCGCGUGUAGGGCACGGUUGGCCGCGCAGUACCCUGCCCUCAGGAGAACCGGAAGAGCAUGCUGCACCCUCUAGCGCGCAGGCGCACCUCACGCACGCACACGUCUUCUAGUGCGCGGGCGUAUCCGCCCGUUCAGGCGCGCACGCUUUCUGGCGCAGGCGCACCUUCUCUUACGCGCGCACACGCCCAUUACCACGCAGGCGCUACCUCCUGCGCGCACGAGCACGGCCUCCGGCGCGCAGGCGCAGUGGCGCCGAACCCGGAGCGGGAGCUGAGUGUCUGGGCUUCUGGGGUCUGUGGGCCCCCAGGGUGGUUCGUCUCACCGCGCUUUUUCCUCCGCGAGGUCCGGAGUGCGGGUGUCUCUGUGGGCGUUGUACGGGGGAGGGGCCUCGCACGUGCCCGUAGCGCUUUGAAGUGUGGGAAGCGCUUUCCCCGCGCGUCUUUCUCCAAGCAGGGCUUAAUUAAUACUAUGAAACACUUAAGUAAAAACCAGUUGCCUUCACUUGCCACAUUUGAAAGAAUCGUAUACAGAAAUCCCUCGGAGUAUCAUUACAUUAAAGUCCAACUUGAGUUUCAAGAUCAUGGAUUUAGAUUAAGUGAUGUACAGUUCAAACAACUGAUUGUUUUGGCCCUACGGGACUUGUUUGGAGAGGUUGGUGCUGCCUUACCCUUUGAUGUGUUGACAUAUGAAGAAAAGACCUUAUCAGCAAUCCUGAGAGUCUGUAGCAGUGGCCUUGUGAAGUUGUGGAGUUCUCUGACCCUUCUGGGGUCCUAUCAGAACAAGAAAUGUGCCUUCAGAGUGAUACAGGUUUCUCCAUUUCUUCUUGCGUUAUCUGGUAAUAGUAGAGAAUUCGUAUUGGAAGAGUAGAAAUUGAAUUGGAAUUCGCUGAAAAUGAAUGGUUGAGAAACAGUAAUAUUUUUUUGCCGGCUGUGUGUGCAGCAUCUGUAGACAGAGAGACUUGCAGCUCUGGUUUGUAACUGUUUAAAAUUUGGAAAGAUGUUCGUGGUAAUUUCCAGUCACCGAAUUUUCCUGAGCACAGUAGGGCCAAGAGUUCUCCCAGUGCUACCAAGGCUGAAUAAAAGAAGGACGUGCAGUUCUGACUUGACCAGGCGGCACCUUCGAUAUUUAAAUGUAAAAGUUGGAGACCGGGCUGAACUCACUAAGGCUUUUACCCAGAAGGACGUUAUUACGUUUUCAGAAUUAACAGGGGACGUCAACCCCUUGCACUUAAACGAAGACUUUGCAAAGCAGACAGAGUUUGAAAGGACCAUCGUUCAUGGAGUUUUGAUCAAUGGACUGAUUUCUGCGCUUCUGGGUACCAAAAUGCCUGGUCCAGGCUGUGUGUUUAUUUCUCAGGAGAUUAACUUCCCAGCCCCUUUGUAUGUUGGAGAAUUGGUCUUAGCGACUGCUGAAGUGAAAAAGCUGAAGAUGCGUGUUGCUUUUAUUGAAGUAUCAUGUCGUGUAAUAGAAAGAAGAAAAACUGUGAUGGAGGGCCUGGUUAAAGUUAUGGUCCCAGCUGUCCCUAGUUCUUGAACGAUAUUGUAAAGCUACAGAAUCAGAAAUGUAUUGAUGUGCAAAUUAAAGUACAACUAGAGAAAAUAA